AUGAAGCACUCCUGCAGUGAGACCAUGAAGCACUCCUGCAUUGGGACCAUGAAGCACUCCUGCUGUGGGACCAUGAAGCACUCCUGCUGUGUGACCAUGAAGCACUCCUGCAGUGGGACCAUGAAGCAUUCUUGCUGUGGGACCAUGAAGCACUACUGCAGUGGGACCAUGAAGCACUCCUGCAGUGGGACCAUGAAGCAUUCUUGCUGUGGGACCAUGAAGCACUACUGCAGUGGGACCAUGAAGCACUCCUGCUGUGUGACCAUGAAGCACUCCUGCAGUGGGACCAUGAAGCACUACUGCAGUGGGACCAUGAAGCACUCCUGCAAUGGGACUAUGUAG
Knipowitschia caucasica is the source of this 342-nucleotide messenger RNA. The record is from the annotation of a GenBank genome assembly. Lineage: Eukaryota; Metazoa; Chordata; Actinopteri; Gobiiformes; Gobiidae.